This is a messenger RNA of Polistes canadensis, 699 nucleotides long. It is a transcript of the gene mRpL51, whose product is annotated as 39S ribosomal protein L51, mitochondrial. Bases 136 to 627 code for a protein of 163 amino acids. Gene Ontology annotation, biological process: translation. NCBI's taxonomy places the organism in Eukaryota, Metazoa, Arthropoda, Insecta, Hymenoptera, Vespidae. The transcript has 2 exons. Gene Ontology annotation, molecular function: structural constituent of ribosome. Gene Ontology annotation, cellular component: mitochondrial large ribosomal subunit. The record is from RefSeq and is a predicted model, not a curated record.
CGAACGCGCACUCUGUAUUCUAAUCGUAAUAAUAUCGUGAAACUUUGUGAUGGACAUUGCAAUUUAAUCUAUGAGACAGCUAUAAUGCGUUGAAUUGCAGUAUAAACAAAAAUUGACGCAUUAAAAAUAAAAAGAAUGUCCUUCAUCGUUAACACCAUACGCACUGCUAUACGUGCUUGGACUCCACAAGUGAAUACUGUACGGUAUCGUUAUCAUGCAGAUAAAAUUGCAAAAGGUCCUUUAGUACGAAGACGUGGUUAUUGUGAUCCAAUAGAUAUGAAAGGAUUAAUGCCCCAUACUGAUGGAAUGAAUAGACUCCCAAUGCCAAUCUAUCGUCCGAAAAAUUAUUGGUCAGAAAAACGCGCAUUGUUUGGACAAAAUGAUUAUAUCGAUAUUUUAGGAUCUGAUGAUCUCCAUCCGACAAGAAUAAUGUACAAUGUCGCAUCUUGGUUAAGAGGAGUCAAAGGAAACGAGUAUCAAGUUUUGUUGAGAAAAAGAAAAAUGUGGGGACCAGGUAUCUUCCCUAUUGCAAGGCCAACCAAAUGGAAAGAUAUGGAAAAGAGAAUAAGAUUUUUAUAUAGGAAGUUGAAUAGAAAAACUAAGACAGGUUUUUCUAGAAGAUCGUAAGAAAUCAUAUGACAACAACACACUGUCUGUCUGUUAUACUUCAAGAUUAAUAAAUGUAAAUUUAAAAAGUUA